AUGGAGUACAAACGGCCGCUAUCUCCCCCCAAGAUCAAGCCUCGGCUUAUCAUCCAUGGCGGCGCGGGCAACAUCAAGCCGACGAACCUGACGCCCGAGCGAUACGAGGCCGUCAGGAAGUCGCUACUUGGCAUGAUCGCCAAAACACACACUUACAUGCACGCCGCCUCCCCGCCGUCCGCCCUCCAAGUCGCGACCUACGCCGUCACCCUGCUGGAGGACGACCCCCUAUUCAACGCCGGGAAGGGCGCAGUCUUCACACGCGAUGGCAUCCAACAGAUGGAAUCGUCCGUCAUGAUGUCGCGAGGACACGCCAAGCGCGCGGCGGGGGCCCUGGGGCUGCGCCACGUGAAGAACCCCAUCCUGCUCGCGCGCGCGAUCCUCGAGCACGGCGAGGAGGACCUGUGGGGCAGGAAAGGGCAAGGGCACAAGGACAGCCUUGGAUUCUCGGAUAUCAAGAGCGAUGAGGAUGGCUGUCUCGACCCGGCGGAUGUCGACGUGCCGUCUGCGCAGGGCCACACGCUCGUCUUCGGCGCCGCGGCGGAGUCGUUGGCGAGGAAGUAUGGCCUCGAGUUCGCGCCCACGAGCUACUUCUACACGCAGACGAGGUGGGACGAGCACACCCGUGCUCUUGAGCGGGAGAAGGCCGGGGAGCAGCACCUAGCAACAUGGUCGGCAGAUGAAUACUUGCCCCAGGGGACGACCGGCGCAGUGGCCCUCGACACGGACGGGGUGGUCUGCUGUGCAACCAGCACAGGCGGCCUGACGAAUAAGUUGACCGGCCGCAUCGGAGACACACCUGUGCCCGGUGCUGGUUACUGGGCCGAGGAGUGGGACGAAGAUGGCCCCUCUCCCAGGUCCUCGUCCUCAUCCGCCGCAACCUUUUGGGAUCGUGGUCUGGAAGCAGUACGUCGGCCAGGCGCGGUUCUCGAGUUCACCGGUGUCUUGCGAGGGCUGAUGGCAGACUGUCUGCCCACGCCGUUUAUCUACGCCCCCGUAGCACCGGCCACCUCUUCUCAGUUGAUCACCACCCGUUCCUUCGCAACAUCUGGUACUGGCAACGGCGAUUCUUUCCUUCGUGUGAAUGCCGGUCGAACUGCAGCGGCUAUUGCACGCUGGAAGGGCGUGCCCUCUGCACAAGCUUUGACUGCCGUCACUGGUCCCGAGGGCGAGUUGCAGAAGUCGGCGGGGGACCGAUGGAUGAUCACCGGAGAGGGAGAGGGUGGCAUGAUCGGAAUUGAGAGCAUCGUGGUCAGAGAUACGGAUGGGAACAUCGUCCAAGCUGGAAAUUCGAUCCUUCAGGAUCACAACUGCCCUGGUAUGUUCCGCGCCUGGGUGGACGAUGACGACAAGGCCGUGUUCCAGGUCUGGCAUGACGGUAGCGAUGUGUCAAAGUUGGGCUUCCAUGGAGAAGGCCGGAGAGAGGACGUUCGGGAUUGGGCGGAUGAGAAAUCCGGUGUGCGAGGAGACAUCUAUGGGGCAUGA
Molecule: messenger RNA, 1485 nt
Organism: Diaporthe amygdali
Lineage: Eukaryota; Fungi; Ascomycota; Sordariomycetes; Diaporthales; Diaporthaceae
Exons: 2
Coding region: 1-1485 (494 amino acids)
Molecular function (GO): hydrolase activity
Source: RefSeq, a predicted model, not a curated record